Molecule: messenger RNA, 2004 nt
Organism: Fusarium subglutinans
Lineage: Eukaryota; Fungi; Ascomycota; Sordariomycetes; Hypocreales; Nectriaceae
Product: heterokaryon incompatibility (het-6OR allele)
Exons: 1
Coding region: 1-2004 (667 amino acids)
Source: RefSeq, a predicted model, not a curated record
AUGAAGCGCUUUUUGCAAAUCCCCACCCGCUCUCUCACUCGUCGAUUCUUCUCACAAUCCAUAUGUCAAGCAUCUUCACGCUUAUACAAGCCUCUCAACCCUGGGACGUCAGAGAUCAGACUCCUCAAAAUACCACCAAACCCGUCCUCCGAAUUUGAGCUUGUCACUGUAUCUCUCGACGAUGAACCCAAGUAUGCGGCACUGUCCUAUCUCUGGGGGGAUCCCGAAAAAUGUGGCCAGGUCACCAUCAAAGGAAACGCCGUCAAAAUCCCGGAUAACUUAGCUUCAGCCUUUCUCUGCGUCUUGAGCGAUGACUCUUUCAGAUCACAGUCACAUGCCAGGUAUCUUUGGGCUGCUGCGAUUUGUAUCAACCAGAACGAUCUUGAUGAGAGAUCUCAACAAGUUCAGCUUAUGCGUCGUAUCUUCCAACACGCAUAUGUCACGUUUGCCUGGGUUGGCCCAAAAGAUUAUUCUCUUGCUUUUGAAACUAUCAAAACAAUUACGAAGGAGAUAUAUGAGAAUACGCCCAGGGGAAGUGCCCCAUUUAAGACAAACUUCGAUCUCGAAUGGUUGCGGCGCCAUCCUAUGCUUUGUAUCGACAGAGGAUCCGAUUUACCAAAUAACCACUUGAACGAUCCUUGGUCAGCUGUAACCGACUUCUUGCAACAUCAAUAUUGGCAACGAGUUUGGAUAUUCCAAGAAAUUGUUCUCGCGAAACAACUUAUCUUCAUCAGUUUAGGAGAAGCCAGUCUUUCUUGGUCUAUGCUCCGUGAUACUCCCCAGAGUAUAAUUUCUGUUGCCAAAGAGAACAAGCCCGAUUUCCAACCGGAAACAGCAUGGAAUCUUCUCAGCAACCCGAUGGCAUGGGGGAAGCUCUCAUGGCUAUUCCUUGCGCAAGCACGCACCAAGAUCCCGGAUCCAGAUGGCUUCAAAGGGUGGGCUGUGUCAACUUUUGCAGCUAAUCUACAGGCCACCGAUGAUCGGGAUUACAUCUAUGGUCUUCUCGGAGUCUCUGGGUUGCCGAUUACACCUGACUAUAACCCCAAGAACACUACCUCGCAAGUCUAUACCAAGUACAUUGCAGGCUGGCUGAAAGCUGCCCGCACACAACAAACCACACAUGUCCACAGUCCUCUUGCGUUUUUGUCCCUCGCAGGCACUGGGGAAUAUGGUCAAUCAGAUCUACCAAGCUGGGUCCCCGACUACAGAAAGAAGAGAAAAGUUUCACCAGCCUGGUGUUAUAGUGCCAGCAAUUUUCGUUCAGCCGAUGAAGGUGACCCGACUCUAUCGCCCACUCAUCGUGCAUGCUACCCUUAUGUUGUCAAAGAAACACAAAGUCUGUUCAGUUGGGAUAAAGAUAUGGGACAUAUUACUUUGUCCACAAACUGCCUUCGCGAUUCUGAUCCAGAGAUCUUGGCAUCAUUCAUGUCCUUCGCAAACUCUUUCACCAUGCGCAAUUCGAAAUAUGUUACAGGAAUUCCGGCUGCCCAGGCUAUUAUCAGACUGAUGUCCAUGGAUAAAACGAGAAACGUCUCUCAGGACCUUGUCGAUAGUGCUAUGAAUCUGGCUAUGCUGAUCACCUAUUUCAAUAUGUCCAAGUCCCAAACUGUCACAAAAACCUGGAGCUCAAAUUGGGAUCAUGAUCUUCUCAACAUGGCGUUUUUUCCGUCAGAACUGGCUCCCAUGAAAGUCAGACUUAAUGUCCUCGAGGAACUCAGCUCCUGGAGUCUCGAAAGACAAAGACAAGCUGUGUCAGGAACCAUGCCAGUACUCUACAACUACAGAUUCUUUGAGACAAGUCGGGGAUACUUGGGCGCAGUUAAUUUUGACGUUCUUGAAGGAGAUAGGCUUUGCAUUCUGUGGGGGUACAAGGAGCCAGUCAUCCUGAGGCCAGAUGCAACGGAUCGCUACACAUUUGUAGGUCCAGCAUAUGCAGUUGAUGCGGACAUUGAGAACACAGUUCCAAGCCCACGAUCUCGAGGACAAUGGUUUGAGCUACGAUAA